GGGAGGGAGCGGGGGAGCCGAGCAGAAGAUGCAGCCCGAGUGUGAUGCAGCCGCCCAGCCGGCGUUUGAGCCUCGGGCGGGCACCGUUCCUCCGCUUCCCCCCGUCCCCCGCCCCCCAAUCGGGACACUGUGCUCCCGAGGCUGCUGACACUAAGCGAGAUGGAUGGCUUCACAAACCUGGGGACUGUCGCCCGGGGCAGCACAUCCUUUCAGUCCGGCGUGGUGGGGGGCGGUGAGAGGGGCCUGACCAGACCCAGGAACGGGGGGAGGGGGCGAUAGCAGGGGGUGAGCCGGCAGGAGAUAUAUAGCCCUGACCCGGGCGGGAGGCCACGCAGACGGGUGGCAAGAUGAGCAGCGAGAGCAAGAACCUGGGCACUGGGGCAUCUUCGGACCCAGGGAGGGCGGCGGUGGCGGCCAGUUACCAGCGAUUUGAGCCUGGCCCCUAUCUCCGCAACAACUAUGGACCCCCUCGAGGGGACCUGCGCCAACCAGAUGGCGUGGGACCCUGGAAACUGCGAUGUCUGGCCGAAACCUUUGCCACGGGGGUGGUGACUGGCCAUAGCCUCGUUGAUAUUGGCUCUGGCCCCACCGUGUACCAGCUGCUCAGCGCUUGUGCCCACUUUGAGGACAUCACUAUGACUGACUUCUUGGAGGUGAAUCGUCAGGAGCUGGGGGUCUGGCUGCGACAAGAUCCUGGUGCCUUUGACUGGAGCCACUACAGCCAACACGUCUGCCUCAUUGAAGGCAAAGGAGAGUCCUGGCAGGAGAAGGAGCGCCAGCUUCGUUCCAAAGUGAAGAGGGUCCUACCCAUUGACGUGCACCAGCCCCAGCCGCUGGGUCCUGGGAGCCCAGCCCCUUUGCCCACUGAUGCCCUGGUCUCCACCUUCUGCCUGGAGGCAGUGAGUCCUGACCGUGCCAGCUUCCAGAGGGCCCUGGACAACAUCACGACCCUGCUGAGACCUGGUGGGCACCUCCUGCUCAUAGGAGCUCUGGAGGAGUCCUGGUACCUAGCCGGGGAGGCCAGGCUGUCUGUGGUGCCUGUACAGGAGGGGGAUGUGAGGGAAGCUUUGAGUCGAAGUGGGUACCAGGUUCGAGAUUUCCGAACAUACAGCAUGCCUGCCCGCCUGCAGACUGGUGUCGAUGAUGUGAAGGGCAUCUUCUUCGUUUGGGCACAGAAGACAGUGGCCUGAAGGGCCUGAGCUCUCCAAUGCAUGGUGCCCAUUUGUCUCAGGGUCUGUACUGACCCCUGAGAUGCUGCCUAAAGAAUAGAGUCCCCAUCCUUAGGUGUCUGUAGUCCCUGGGAUUCUCCCAGAGGAGGCAGGGGUGUCUGGAAGCCUCUCUAUGCCAGGCAUGGCGGAGGAGGGAGGAAGGGCACAACUAGCCAUACCCUCAUUCAAUAAAGUUUUCUUUCUUCCUGCUGUCUGCA
Monodelphis domestica (gray short-tailed opossum) is the source of this 1426-nucleotide messenger RNA. RefSeq names its product phenylethanolamine N-methyltransferase (gene PNMT). The record is from RefSeq and is a predicted model, not a curated record. Gene Ontology annotation, cellular component: cytosol. Gene Ontology annotation, molecular function: phenylethanolamine N-methyltransferase activity. Lineage: Eukaryota; Metazoa; Chordata; Mammalia; Didelphimorphia; Didelphidae.